Molecule: messenger RNA, 4053 nt
Organism: Rhizoctonia solani
Lineage: Eukaryota; Fungi; Basidiomycota; Agaricomycetes; Cantharellales; Ceratobasidiaceae
Product: Retrotransposable element Tf2 protein
Exons: 2
Coding region: 1-4053 (1350 amino acids)
Biological process (GO): DNA integration
Molecular function (GO): nucleic acid binding; zinc ion binding
Source: RefSeq, a predicted model, not a curated record
AUGCUGUUAUGGGGGGCCCUCCACAGGGACCAAUUUGAAGAGGACAAACAGUUAAUUGUCUGGAUCCUCUACCACAUGGAGGAUAAAGCCGCCAAUUGGGCACUCCCUAUUAUUGGGAAUAUCAUCAAGGGCGAAGCCAAUGCCCCCACAACCAUCCCUGCCAUGACAGCCAAGUUCAAGGAAGCCUUUGCGGAUCCUGAUGCUAAAAGGGCAGCCGCAAGGAAGAUAGCCGCGCUGACUCAGACAACCACCACGUCUGAGUACGUCACCAAGUUCCGGAACCUCAUUGCAGAAUUGGACUGGAACAAAGAGGCCUAUAUUGCCCAGUUCACGCGCGGCCUUCAUUGGAAGGUUAAGGAACUCUUGUCCACCAAGGACAACAUCCCAGACGAAUUGGAGGCUAUAUUUGCUGCCUCCAUUAAAAUCGAUAACACCCGUAGGGAGAACGAAGAGAACCGCCCCAAAAAGGCACCAGCCAAGUCCCCGGCCACCGUGGCCACCACCUCCACCACCACUACACAACGGGUCCGCCUAUCCGAGGACCCCAACUAUGUCACUCCGGAGGAACGGGAUCGUCGCUGCGCAUCAGGGCUUUGCGUCAAGUGCGGUCAAAAGGGUCACGGAAUCAAACAGUGCCCCAACGGCUGGAAAGCCACAAUCAAGGAGGUUGCCAAAGUGGCAGAAGAAGAGGAUAAUCUUGUAGAAUUUGUUUCUGUUGGUCUGGAUUCAAAUAAAAAACCUCUAUUAUUCAUUGAUCUACACGUCCAAAAUUCCCAGGCAGAACCCAUCAAGACCCUCAUUGAUUCAGGAGCCACAUCAAACUUUAUCUCCCCCUCGAUUGUGGAAAAAUAUAAAAUCCCAAAAACCCAACUCAAAAAUCCACAAGUUGUGAGAAUGUUAGAUGGUACUAUAUCCCAGACUGGUCGCAUUUGGCACCAGGUUCAACUUGCGGUUUUGGCCAAUGGCCAUUCACAUCACAUCCCUUUCCUUGUUUGCCCUAUAGGCAACACCCCGGCUAUUCUAGGCAUGACAUGGCUCACUUCAGAAUCUCCUUUGAUUGACUGGCAACAGGGACAUAUUACAUUCCCCGAUCAGGCCCAUAUAGCAUCCAAGGAAGAAGCAGAUACCAACCCAUUGGCGGACCUCCCAGAACAAUACCACGAAUUUGCCAAAGUCUUCGGCAAAGAAGAGUUCAAGGUCCUUCCCCCACAUAGGGAAUACGACAUCUCCAUUGACCUUGUCCCUGAUGCCAAGCUCUCCCCUGGACCAAUUUAUGGUAUGACAGACGCCGAGUCCAAGGCCCUCAAGCAACAUAUUGAGGAAGAACUAGCCACAGGUAAAAUUUGCCCCAGUACCUCCUCAGCAGGCGCCCCGGUUAUGUUUGUUAAAAAGGCAGAUGGCUCUCUCAGAUUGGUAGUUGACUAUAGGAAGUUAAAUGACGUCACGCACAAAAACGUUUACCCACUCCCAAGGCAAGAUGACUUGAUGGCCAAGCUUAGGCAUGCGAAGAUGUUCACCAAGCUAGAUCUACGCUGGGGUUACAACAACGUCAGGAUCAAGGAAGGGGAUGAAUGGAAAACGGCAUUUAGGACUAAAUAUGGGCUGUUUGAAUAUCUAGUAAUGCCUUUUGGCCUUACCAAUGCCCCUGCCGCCUUCCAGCAUUUCAUGAACGACUUGUUCAGAGACCUCAUUGAUGUAACCGUGGUCAUAUACUUGGACGACAUCCUAAUCUUCUCCAAAAACCCUGAAGAACACCCUAACCACGUCAGGGAAGUCUUGUCAAGACUCAUGAAGAACCAGCUGUUCUGUAAACUGUCAAAAUGCCAUUUUCACGUCACCACAGUGGAUUACCUGGGAAUUGUCAUUUCCCCUGCUGGAUUCUCCAUGGAUCAAAAGAAGAUUGAGGCAGUCACGUCAUGGCCCACUCCCAGAACGGUGAAACAGGUUCAGGCCUUCUUAGGUUUUGUCAACUACCUCCGCCGGUUUAUUCCCAAUUUCAGUCUGGUUGCACGCCCCCUUCACAACCUCACAAAAAAGGAAAUCCCAUGGUCCUGGGGAACCCAAGAAGAAGAGGCCUUCCAAGAACUGAAAUCCCUAGUCACAAAAGCCCCAGUCCUGAUUCAUUCCAACCCAAAUCUACCCUACUACCUAGAAACAGACGCAUCAGGGGUAGCCAUGGGAGCAAUUCUGAGUCAACGAGGGGAGGAUAAUCGUCUUCAUCCAAUCGCAUAUAUGUCCAAGUCCUUCUCCGGUGCUGAAGCUAACUAUGACACGCACGACAAAGAGCUACUAGCCAUCAUCAGGGCUCUUGAGGAAUGGCGCAUAUUCUUAGAGGCAACAGACAAGCCAAUUCAGGUCUUCACAGACCACAGGAACCUCGAAUACUGGAUGCAGGCUAGGACUUUCAACCGACGGCACGCAAGAUGGCGUAUAUUCCUGAGCGAUUUUAACUUUGAGAUCCAUUACCGCCCGGGAAAACAAUCAGGAAAGCCAGACGCCCUCUCCAGAAGAGCGGACUACGUAGAAUCCACCCAGGAUCCAGAAGUUAUGCUACCGGCUGAGGUUUUCGCGAAUACAUCAGAAGAAGAGCUUGAAAUAGUCACGGAAAUCCGCACCAAGCUCAGAGAAGACCCCUCCCUAGAGCCCAUCAUCCAAUUCCUCACAGAAGACGCGGACAACGCUCCUCCCUCAAUUCGCAAGGCUUACAGAGACUAUGACUGGGAAGAAGAUCUCCUCUGGUACCGAGGCAAACUAGUUGUCCCAGACGCCGAAAUCCUGAAGGAACGCCUUCUAAGAGAAUUCCACGACUCACCGCUGGCGGGACACCCAGGACAACAGCAAACCUUAGAACUACUCAGCAGGAACUACUGGUGGCCAGGGAUGAAGUCGUCCACAAAGGAGUGGGUAGAAUGCUGUCCUACUUGCCAAGCAAAUCGCCGUGCCCAUGCCCCGGUUAUAUCAUUGAAACCGUUGGAAGUUCCCCCUUUUCCGUUCCAUACCAUCUCCUAUGACUUUAUCACGGGAUUCCCCAAGUCAGAAGGAAAUGACGCAAUACUGGUGGUCAUAGACUUGUUUUCCAAGUUUGGUCAUUUCAUCCCAACUACAAAAAAGGUGUCAGCCAAGGGCCUAGCGAAUCUCUUUGUCACUCACGUGUGGAAACUCCAUGGACUCCCAGUCAGAACCGUCUCAGAUCGAGGGACAACAUUUACCGGAAAAUUCCUAAGGGCUCUGUACCAAAGACUUGGGAUCAAACCAUCCUUCUCCUUGGCUUAUCACCCGGAAUCAGAUGGGCAAACCGAACGCGUCAAUCAGUUCAUCAAGUUCUACCUAAGGUCUUAUGUGGCAGCAGAUCAUUCGGAUUGGGCAAAAUGGUUACCACUUGCGGAAUACGCUUACAAUAAUGCCAAACACGCCGCCACUGGGAAAACACCAUUUGAACUAGUAUAUGGACGUAACCCCGUAAUGAACCCAUCAACCAUUCCGGCCAAUGUCCCAGAAGCAGACCUUGUAGCCGAUACCCUGGCCCAGGAAUGGAAAGAGGCGGAAUCCGCACUAAGGAUGUCUAAGGAGCGCAUGACAAGAGCCAAAGGAAUAAUACCAGAAUAUUCUGUGGGAGAAAAAGUCUGGCUUGAUGGAAAAAACGUGGAUCUCAGAACGAAUUCCAACAAAUUGGACCCCAAGCAACUAGGCCCCUUCGAGAUCUCAGAAAAAAUCUCCAGCCACGCUUAUCGCCUGAAACUCCCAGACACGUUGAAAAUCCAUGAUGUGUUCUACGUAGGACUAUUAUCCAAGUGUCACGAAUCCCCAAGCCAGCCAUUCCCAGAACGACCCCCUCCUGAAACAAUAGAAGGGGAAGAGGAAUACGAAGUGGAACAGAUCAUUGACUCCAAACGGCAACGGGGCAGAUGGUUCUAUUUGAUAAAAUGGAAAGGAUACGGCCCAGAGGACAAUUCAUGGGAGCCGGAGGAACUACUAAAGCACAGCCAAGAAGAGAUCAAGCGCUUCAACCAAGCUAGACUCAGAAAGGCCCGUGACGCCGCCAAGGGCCUUUAA